Messenger RNA from Branchiostoma belcheri (Belcher's lancelet), 1364 nucleotides. RefSeq names its product uromodulin-like. The record is from RefSeq and is a predicted model, not a curated record. The transcript is spliced from 6 exons. NCBI's taxonomy places the organism in Eukaryota, Metazoa, Chordata, Leptocardii, Amphioxiformes, Branchiostomatidae. Gene Ontology annotation, cellular component: membrane. Gene Ontology annotation, molecular function: calcium ion binding. The annotation marks the transcript as partial.
AGUCAUUAGGUAUCCGGCUAGUUGGUGGAUCAGAAGUCCACGAGGGCAGAUUAGAAGUGUUCCACGAUGGAGAGUGGGGGACGGUGUGCGAUGACGGCUUUGAUAGGAGAGAUGGCAAUGUGGCGUGUCGUCAGCUGGGUUUCUCGGGUGUCGAGAAGUAUGAUGUCUACGCCUUUGACACAUAUGGAAAAAUGGUCAGCGCACCUAUUAUUCUGGAUGAUCUUCAAUGCACUGGAAACGAGUCACGAUUGCAAAACUGUACCCACAACGGAUUCGGUAAACAUAACUGUGGUCACGGUGAAGAUGUCUCUCUGACUUGUAUCAGCAAUAUACGUCUAAACGGAUCUGGGCCCUGCGAUAACUAUACACCACUAAAUGAGAGUUGGAGAAAUAUCGGACAAGUUAAUGAUGGUGAGCAGAACAAAUGUGACAGCGGCUUUGAGACGAAAUGGUACCGCUUCAUGGAACCUGCCGGAUUUUCCAUGCCCGAAGAAGCACCCCCUUCAAAAAACAGAUGUGGUACAGAUUGGCCGAUGUGGAUGGAUGGACAACAUCCGAACAUCACUGAGGGCACAGUAGUUCGCACUGUGUGUGCGUAUAGAGGCAAUGAAAGUUAUAACCGAUGUAGAUAUAGUCAGGACAUCGAGGUCAGGGCAUGCCGUGCCGGUUUUUUCGUGUACAAACUGCGGAGACCUCCGUAUGAUUAUUGUAACCUCGCCUACUGUGCAGAAACCAAAGACAUUGACGCCUGUGCUGUCUUCGAUCCGUGUGUUCAUGGCAGCUGUGUUGAUGGAAUCAACAACUUCACAUGCAACUGCCAUCAAGGAUAUGCCGGACAUCGCUGUGAUACUGACUUCAACGCCUGCUCGAUGUGCCACGAAAACGCCACAUGCAUAGACAACCCCGCCCCUGCACUUGACGCCAACUGUACCUGUAAAGCAGGAUACUUUGGAGACGGACUCGUUAACGGAACUGGAUGUACUGACAUCAAUGCCUGCGUGGCCAACCCGUGUCAUGCAAACGCCACCUGUACAGACAACCCCGCCCCUGCACUGGACGCCAGCUGCAGUUGUAACACUGGAUUGACAGGAGAUGGUCUGGCCAACGGGACAGGAUGUUCAGAUUUCGACGCCUGUGUUUUGGACCCCUGUCAUCCCCGGGCCACCUGUACAGACAACCCCGCCCCUGCACUGGACGCUAGCUGUACCUGUAAGGCUGGUUAUGGAGGAGAUGGUCUCCCGACAGGAGCCGGGUGUUGUCCAAUGACUACCAGUGGCGCUGGGUCCUCGGACAUCACUUGUUUACCUACACUUGCAUCGGUGAUCAUUGUGCUGUUUGCAUCUAAACUGCCAAUUUUUAAAUGA